This is a messenger RNA of Vespa crabro (European hornet), 1354 nucleotides long. RefSeq names its product tRNA N(3)-methylcytidine methyltransferase METTL6. Bases 141 to 1028 code for a protein of 295 amino acids. NCBI's taxonomy places the organism in Eukaryota, Metazoa, Arthropoda, Insecta, Hymenoptera, Vespidae. The transcript has 8 exons. The record is from RefSeq and is a predicted model, not a curated record.
GUUCAUUUCCUUUUCGAGCGUCAAGGUGAGAGGUUCUGUUUUCAUUUUCAUUCUUUUUCUUUGCUCUUUUUUUCCCUUAUCCUUGAAUCAUUUAUCAAUGAUUCGUUUCACGUUAAGAAAAAGAUCCAAUAGAGAGUUCGAUGAGGUAUUUAAUAUUAUUAUUUCGUUGCUUUGUAAAUUUCAUCAUUGGUACGACGAAUUUAGUGAGAAUGACUGAAUCAAAAUCAAUUAUUUUAAUGGGCCACGUGGCUAAAAGUCUAACGCAAGAAGAAGUCGAUAUGAUGAAAGCCCAAAAUUCUCGAAUGGUAUCGGAAUUUCGUGCUAAUCAACUCGAGAGAGAAGCUAAAAAACAUUGGGAUCUUUUUUACAAACGUAAUGCAAAUAGAUUUUUUAAAGAUCGUCACUGGACGACAAGAGAAUUCGACGAAUUGUUGGGUUUGGGUUUGGCCGAGAACGAAAACGUUCUUUUUGAGAUAGGCUGUGGGGUUGGCAAUUUGAUUUAUCCAUUGUUGGAAGAUGGAUUGAAAUUUAAAAAGAUAUUCGCAUGUGAUUUAUCGACAAAUGCCGUAGAAUUGACAAAGAGUCAUUCGUUGUAUGAUUCGGAAAAAAUGAAGGCUUUUCAAACGGACAUUACAACGGAUGAUUGUUUCUCUGAAAUAGAUUGUCCUGUUAACGCGGCAACAUUGAUUUUUGUUCUAUCAUCUGUACAUCCUCAAAAUUAUAAAAUGGUUGCACGAAAUAUUUAUAAUGUACUUGAUAACAAAGGAGUAUUGCUCUUUCGUGAUUAUGGUUUAUACGAUAUGGCUCAAUUGAGAUUCAAACCGGGUCAUAAAAUUGCAGAGAAUUUUUAUAUGCGUCAGGAUGGAACUAGAACAUAUUAUUUUUCAAUAGAAGAAGUAUCUGAGCUUUUUGAAUCGGUUGGUUUUGAAAUUUCAACGUGCGAAUAUGUACAAAGAAGGACCGUAAAUUUUAAAGAGAAUAUAGAUGUUCCCAGAAUUUUUGUACAAGCAAAGUUGAAGAAAGUUUGAGAGAGAUUGUUAUUACAAAGGGUCAAUGAAUGAUCAUGGAUAAUAAGUCUGGCUACAUUAGCAAUUUAAUACUAAUACUUUUUAUCACUCGAUGGAAGUAUUGUUUAAUCAACAUUUCAUGUAUCUUCACAAAUAAUUAUAAUAAUAAUAAUAAUAUUGUGAGGAAUAAUUAUUAAUUUAAUUUUUCUAUCAAUAUUAAACGUACCGAAGUAAACAUUUAAUAUUUACAUUACGGAUUUAUUCUUGAAAAGAAGAUUAUUUUAUUCUAAGGAUUCAACAUUUUUAUAAAUAUACUAUUAUGAUGUAUUAAAUAUGAUUAAAAUGCA